GGAAGGAUGAUAAAGACUACGCUUUAAAACAAAUAGAAGGAACUGGGAUCUCUAUGUCGGCAUGUAGAGAAAUAGCAUUACUUCGAGAGCUUAAGCAUCCAAACGUCAUUUCUCUUCAAAAGGUGUUUCUGUCUCAUGCUGAUAGGAAGGUGUGGCUUCUGUUUGACUAUGCUGAACAUGACCUCUGGCAUAUAAUCAAGUUUCACAGAGCUUCUAAAGCAAACAAGAAGCCAGUUCAGUUACCUCGGGGAAUGGUGAAGUCACUAUUGUAUCAGAUCCUAGAUGGUAUUCACUACCUGCAUGCUAACUGGGUGUUGCACAGAGAUUUGAAACCUGCUAAUAUUUUAGUUAUGGGUGAAGGUCCUGAGCGAGGAAGAGUAAAAAUUGCCGACAUGGGCUUUGCCCGAUUGUUUAAUUCACCUUUGAAGCCUUUAGCAGAUUUGGAUCCAGUGGUGGUUACAUUCUGGUACCGAGCCCCUGAACUACUUCUUGGAGCAAGGCAUUAUACCAAAGCUAUUGAUAUUUGGGCUAUAGGGUGUAUAUUUGCAGAACUACUAACGUCAGAACCAAUAUUUCACUGUCGACAAGAGGACAUCAAAACUAGUAAUCCUUAUCACCAUGACCAGCUGGACAGAAUAUUCAAUGUAAUGGGAUUUCCUGCAGAUAAAGAUUGGGAAGAUAUAAAAAAGAUGCCUGAACAUUCAACAUUAAUGAAAGAUUUCAGAAGAAAUACGUAUACCAACUGCAGCCUUAUCAAGUAUAUGGAAAAACAUAAAGUUAAACCAGAUAGUAAAGCAUUCCACUUGCUUCAGAAGUUGCUUACCAUGGACCCAAUAAAGCGAAUUACCUCAGAACAGGCUAUGCAGGAUCCCUAUUUCUUAGAAGACCCACUUCCUACAUCAGACGUUUUUGCCGGUUGUCAAAUCCCUUACCCAAAACGAGAAUUUUUAACGGAAGAAGAACCUGAUGACAAAGGAGACAAAAACCAGCAGCAGCAGCAGGGCAAUAACCACACGAAUGGAACUGGCCACCCAGGGAAUCAAGACAGCAGUCACACACAGGGACCCCCAUUGAAGAAAGUGAGAGUUGUUCCUCCUACCACUACCUCAGGUGGACUUAUCAUGACCUCAGACUAUCAGCGUUCCAAUCCACAUGCUGCCUAUCCCAACCCUGGACCAAGCACAUCACAGCCGCAGAGCAGCAUGGGAUACUCAGCUACCUCCCAGCAGCCUCCACAGUACUCACAUCAGACACAUCGGUACUGAGCUGCAUCGGAAUCUUGUCCAUGCACUGUUGCGAAUGCUGCAGGGCUGACUGUGCAGCUCUCCGCGGGAACCUGGUAUGGGCCAUGAGAAUGUACUGUACAACCACAUCUUCAAAAUGUCCAGUAGCCAAGUUCCACCACUUUUCACACAGAUUGGGGUAGUGGCUUCCAAGUUGUACCUAUUUUGGAGUUAGACUUGAAAAGAAAGUGCUAGCACAGUUUGUGUUGUGGAUUUGCUACUUCCAUAGUUUACUUGACAUGGUUCAGACUGACCAAUGCAUUUUUUUCAGUGACAGUCUGUAGCAGUUGAAGCUGUGAAUGUGCUAGGGGCAAGCAUUUGUCUUUGUAUGUGGUGAAUUUUUUCAGUGUAACAACAUUAUCUGACCAAUAGUACACACACAGACACAAAGUUUAACUGGUACUUGAAACAUACAGUAUAUGUUAACGAAAUAACCAAGACUCAAAAUGAGAUUAUUUUGGUACACCUUUCUUUUUAGUGUCUUAUCAGUGGGCUGAUUCAUUUUCUACAUUAAUCAGUGUUUUCUGACCAAGAACAUGGCUUGGAUUUUUUUGAAAGUACAAAAAGCCACAUAGUUUUUCCAGAAAGGUUUCAAAACUCCCAAAGAUUAACUUCCAACUUCUAAGUUUGUUUUCAUUUUCAAUCUAUGACUUGACUGGUAUUAAAGCUGCUAUUUGAUAGUAAUUAAAUAUGUUGUCAUUGAUAUAAACCUGUUUGGUUCAGCAAACAAACUAAAAUGAUUGUCAUAGACAGUGUUUUAUUUUUCCUGUUGGUGUUGCUGAUUUGUGAGCAUGCUUUAAGAUGAAAAAAGCAUGAAUGAUAACUUCCUUAAAAAGGUGCGGCAUCCAAUUCAAAUAUUUUCGUCCUGAUUUUAAAGCUGGUUGGUGUAGUGCUAUUAAAAUUUUGUUCAGUUCAUUUUCCUUUUGAAAACUUGUUCGCACGUUGUUUAGGGUGCCCUUACUUCAGCAAAGGAGAAGGAGUAGGAGAGCCUUAGAAUUUUUGAGGAAAAAAAAAACCUAUAACAUACAAUGUACUGUAUCAAACUAUUUUACAUGAAUGACACAAGUAUUCUGAAUAAAAAAUUGAACAUUGUUAAAAACAAGGUGUUAUGUAAUAAAUUUAUUUUUCAUAAAUCAAAA
Mandrillus leucophaeus (drill) is the source of this 2422-nucleotide messenger RNA. It is a transcript of the gene CDK8, whose product is annotated as cyclin-dependent kinase 8. Gene Ontology annotation, biological process: protein phosphorylation. Gene Ontology annotation, cellular component: nucleus; mediator complex. Gene Ontology annotation, molecular function: ATP binding; RNA polymerase II CTD heptapeptide repeat kinase activity; cyclin-dependent protein serine/threonine kinase activity. The coding region runs from base 54 to 1265 and encodes 403 amino acids. NCBI's taxonomy places the organism in Eukaryota, Metazoa, Chordata, Mammalia, Primates, Cercopithecidae. The record is from RefSeq and is a predicted model, not a curated record. The transcript is spliced from 12 exons.